CGACGAUCCAAAGAUGCUGCGAAGUGCUGGGCGUACCCUCCUCCUAGGGCGUCGCUUAGCAUUGCCAGCUGGCAGGGCGAACGCGUCCUUGGCAAGGAGUGUGGUGACGCUCUCGAAAACAUCGGUGUUUCCAACAGCCGAACACAGUCCACCGGCACAGCGCGCCCCCCAGGGUUCAGGUCGGGCGAGCAACAAUGACAGGAGAGGCUCAGAAGCAGAGGGUAGAUCAACGGCGGUGGUACCAUUCUCGAAACUCGGCCUCAGCGAACAACUGACACAGAGGAUUCACGAGACAUUCCCGCACAUACGAAAGCCUACACAUGCGCAACAAGCAAUACUGCAGCUCUCCAGAGAGCCAUGUGACUUCAUUUUGAGGUCACACACAGGUAGCGGCAAAUCUUUCUCGAUGUUGCUCGCCCUCUUGUCAAAGCCGCGGCUGGUCCUCGAGAGCGGCAAAGACGAGUCUUUGAAACGGCAGAACGCCAUCAGCUCGAUCAUCGUCGUGCCCAGCUCCGAGCUCGCCGAGCAAUACAUGGGCUGGGCUAGAACCCUGUGGCCAGAAUCGAUGGAAUCAUCGCUCCCGUCCGUGGUGACCUGCAUGCAUCGUGAUCAAAAUACAAGUGUCGAGGAUCAUCUCAAGCAGCUUCGCGAUACAAACCCUCACAUCCUCGUCGUGUCCGCCACAAGAUUUCAGGAGCUCCUUGACAGACCUGCGGGUCCCGCUACUCUGGGUAUCUCGACUCUUCGUACCCUGGUCCUGGAUGAGGCAGACGCACUCUUGGACCUCCCACCUCGGUUUCCCUCGAAAAAGGCGCUGUGGAGGCAUCAGCGACAUCCACCUGCUGGACUGACGUCGCUCAACCAAAUCAUGGCAAUGCGGGCAACGUAUUCUGGAGGACUCCCUAUUCCAAGGGCAGGGAUGGAAGGCGAACGAGUCAAAGAGAGUAUCCGAAGGGUGCAGCACCAAGGAGCUGAUGAAUUAUACCGGAGGUCUCAGGAGAAGAACGGAAAGGGACUCCGUCUGAGUCAGUCGAAGACAAGGAGCCGAGGGGAAACGCCUCUCCAGCUUAUUGCGCUCAGCGCUACAGCCAAUGCGGUCUUGCGGAACUUCCUUGGUGCGAGAACGGGUUGGUUGAGGACGAAUGUGCGGUCCGAGAGCGAACAACGCAGGCGAAAUGGAGGAGCGGGCAAGUGGAUAGACUUGACAGGACUUAGCAAAGGGGAGGUCCCGAGGGAGCAGGGCAUCGACUAUCCGAAAUUGGAGGCUUGGCCGCUUCAAAUUCCGAGGCAGAUCGUGCACUCGUGCAUUGUUGUUGAUGAGCCCUCCAUUCUUCCGCCCAGCGAUGUAGGAGGAGGAGAGAGGAGCGAGCUGAGCCAUUGGAGGAACCUGAACCCUGGAGAAGUUCGAAAAGGAAAGGACGUCGAACCAGAAGAGGAAUCGGAUCCAGCGCAGACAUCAUUUGCGGAGAUGGCAGAAGGCCAGGGAGAAGAACAAGAUGUUGAAGAGCGAGGAACCGAAGAGACGAACAAAAGAACAGAGGGAACGACAACAAUUGUCCCGCCUGUUCCGUCCUCCACUGGUCAAGUGGAUGUCUCGCUCCUGGAAAUGCUGGCCUACCUCUUUGCAAUCCGCAACGUACACCGCGGUCUCGCCCUCAUCUCGCCCCGGUGGUCUACUCGCGCCGUCGUCGAGCAUCUGCAGAGCCUUGGGGUGCCCGCCACCUCAUCCAUCCGCCGAUCGGCCGCCUCUGCGAAAGUGAAGGAGGAGAACGAGCUCGUGGUUCUGAGCGCAUCUCUAGUGCGUGGGCUGGACGUGCCAAAGCUCGAUCACGUCUUCCUCGUGGGUCCUGGCAGCAGCAUGGAAAUCGAUACCGUGUCGUAUGUCCAUGACGCGGGUCGAGUCGCUAGGAUCGGCCAAGAGACGCAGGGUGUGGACGAGGAAGCGGCUAUGAGGUCAAGUGGCAACAUAGUCUCAAUCGUCAAAGGCGUUGAUCCGACGAAGCCAAAGAGGAAGGGUCACAUUGAGAGGAGCACGGCGGAACUCAAGAUGUCUGUCAUUUUCAAGAGGCUAGACGUCAAGUGCGUGCCGCUCGACUUGGGUUUGCCGGACGAGAUCACGGAAGAGGAGGUGGCAGUCACGCAACAGGAAGUAGACGGUAAUAAUCUCCAACCUGACGGCGAAAAAGCAGAGAGGAGCAUCGACUUGGCUGACGAGACCAAAGCCGACGCAAGCAAAGAGGAUACCGAGGCUGCUAGGUCCUGAUGUAACACCGCAAGAUAUAACAUGUACUGUACAAACACCACCCCUCUUUUGUAGUACUACUAGACAAUGCAACUCAUGCUGAU
Acaromyces ingoldii is the source of this 2346-nucleotide messenger RNA. RefSeq lists its product as hypothetical. The transcript has 2 exons. NCBI's taxonomy places the organism in Eukaryota, Fungi, Basidiomycota, Exobasidiomycetes, Exobasidiales, Cryptobasidiaceae. Bases 14 to 2263 code for a protein of 749 amino acids. The record is from RefSeq and is a predicted model, not a curated record. Gene Ontology annotation, molecular function: nucleic acid binding; ATP binding.